AUGAAUAUAAGUAAAAUUGUUUUCAACACAUUAAAACCAGCCGUGGUAAAAACUCAGCGAAACGGAUCAAAACUAGCUUACAAUGCGAGGUCGUUAAAUCCUUCAGUAAUAUACAGAAACCAAAUUAGUUUGGUUUCUACUUACGAAGUUAAAAAUGUCCAGAAGGACGGUAUUAUUAGGAAUAUGUUAAAGAAAAUACCGUUCCUAAAAUUAAAUGAAAUGAAAAUAAAAGCCCGUGGGUAUAUUCUUUAUGAAGAAAUUGCUGACAAGAUUGACUACGUAGAAUUCUUUAAAGAGUUCGAUUUACCUGAUACCUUCAAUUCAUGGUUCAGUGUAACCGAAUUGCAUAUUUGGAUGCUCUCAUUAAGAAUCGUAGCGGAUGGAGAAGAUGGAAAAAUCUUAAGGAACUCUAUCGUUGAAGCUCUUUGGACUGAUGUUGCUCAACGAGUAAAACGAUUAGGGGUAAUCACGUCUUCCGGUACUCGAAACCAAAUCAUGGAAAUGUCGGAGCAAAUGCAAGCUUCAUUCAUCUCCUACGAUGAAGGUAUUCAGUCCGAUGAUAAAGUUUUAGCUGCAGCAGUAUGGAGGAGGUUGUACGGCAUGAACCAUGCUAACUUACAAAACAUAGAAAAACUAGUUAAAUACAUUCGAAAACAGGUUGCAAUAUUAGACACUCUGCCACAUGAGGUUUUAUUUCAGAAAGGUUCAAUACAUUGGGAGUCCUUCAAGAGUUAG
Molecule: messenger RNA, 735 nt
Organism: Phyllotreta striolata
Lineage: Eukaryota; Metazoa; Arthropoda; Insecta; Coleoptera; Chrysomelidae
Source: the annotation of a GenBank genome assembly